Messenger RNA from Sphenostylis stenocarpa, 2175 nucleotides. Lineage: Eukaryota; Viridiplantae; Streptophyta; Magnoliopsida; Fabales; Fabaceae. The record is from the annotation of a GenBank genome assembly.
AUGGUUGCCUUUGGGAAGAAGUUGAAAGACAGACAAAUUGAAGAAUGGCAAGGGUAUGUGGUCUUGAGGGUUCUAAAAUAUUACAUAAACUACAAACUCAUGAAGAAACGAGUCAGGCAGUAUGCCCAACAAAUUCAGCUUGGUACACAAGAUCGGCGACAUGUACUCAAGGAUUUCUCACGAAUGCUUGAUAAUCAGAUUGAGAAGAUCGUCCUUUUCCUGUUGGAGCAACAAGGGCUCUUGGCUAGCCGGAUAGCAAAGCUUGGAGAGCAGCGCGAUGCUCUUCAGGAGGAACCUGAAAUAAACAAAAUAAUUGCAUUACGAGAAGAUUACAGAGCAUUGGGACAAGAUCUAUUAAAGCUUCUCUUUUUUGUAGAGGUCAAUGCCAUUGGUUUGCGUAAGAUAUUGAAGAAGUUUGAUAAACGCUUUGGCUAUAGAUUCACGGAUUACUAUGUCAAAACUCGUGCAAAUCAUCCUUACUCCCAGCUGCAACAAGUGUUCAAGCAUGUGGGACUGGGAGCUGUUGUGGGAGCCUUAUCACGCAAUCUUCAUGAACUUCAGGACCGUCAAGGGAGCUACUUAUCAAUUUAUGAUCAGCCUACCCUUCCCCUCCAGGAUCCGGUCGUUGAUUCAAUAAAUGCAGCCGUUGAUAGGUUAACCAACUCAACAAACUUCCUUAACUUUUUGGGGCAGCAUGCACUCAUUAUGCAAGAAGAACUGCCUAGCCCUACUGAGGAACAUGUUGAUGAUCAACGAUACAAUUUUAUGUCUCUUCUCCUGAACUUGGCAAACACAUUUUUAUAUAUGGUCAAUACAUAUAUUAUUGUCCCUACAGCGGAUGAUUACUCUAUGAGCCUUGGGGCUGCGCCAACAGUUUGUGGUAUUGUGAUCGGGGCAAUGGCUGUUGCGCAAGUGUUUUCAUCAGUGUAUUUUAGUGCAUGGUCAAAUAAGUCAUACUUUAGACCUCUUGUAUUCAGUAGCAUAGUUCUUUUUCUCGGAAAUAUCUUGUAUGCAUUGGCAUAUGAUAUUAGUUCAAUAUGGAUUCUCUUAAUUGGUCGCCUUUUGUGUGGAUUUGGUUCAGCCAGAGCUGUUAACCGGCGUUAUAUCAGUGAUUGUGUGCCAUUAAAAAUCCGCAUGCAAGCAUCAGCAGGUUUUGUUAGUGCUAGUGCUCUUGGAAUGGCUUGUGGUCCUGCAUUAGCUGGCAUACUGCAAACUAAUUUUAAAAUUUACAAGCUUACAUUUAAUCAGAAUACCUUGCCUGGGUGGGUUAUGGCUGUUGCUUGGCUAAUAUAUCUGGUAUGGUUGUGCAUCACUUUUAAGGAACCUUCUCAUGAAGCUGAAGAGGAUCAUACACCACAUCAAUCAAAUGAUGAGGCAAACAAUGCACUUGAAAAAGGCCUAAAUCAACCAUUGCUAAUUAGUUCAGAAGUGAGUAAGGUUGAGGAAGAUGCUGACCAAGAUUGUGAUGAUAGUGAAGAAGCUCCAGAGGAAUCUCGCCAGCCAGUCAAUUCAAUUGUAGCAGCAUAUAGACUCCUUACACCUUCUGUAAAGGUUCAAUUAUUGAUAUAUUUCAUGCUCAAAUAUGUAAUGGAGAUUUUGUUAUCGGAAUCUAGUGUCGUUACAACAUACUACUUCAACUGGUCAACAAGCACGGUUGCCGCUUUUCUUGCUUGCCUUGGUUUGACAGUUCUUCCUGUAAAUAUUGUUGUUGGAAGCUAUAUAAGCAACAUGUUCCAGGACAGGCAAAUUUUGUUGGCAUCAGAAAUUAUGGUUCUCAUAGGUGUUGUACUGAGUUUCCAAGUUAUCUUCCCAUAUUCUGAGCCGCAAUACAUCUGUUCGGGUCUCCUUUUAUUUGUUUCUGCAGAAGUACUUGAAGGUGUCAACUUGUCACUGCUUUCGCGAGUAAUGUCGUCAAGGCUUUCACGUGGAACAUAUAAUGGUGGACUUUUGUCUACAGAGGCUGGGACACUUGCUAGGGUGGUUGCUGAUGCAACUAUUACCCUGGCUGGGUACGUGCGUCAGAGUAUGCUCCUUAACGUUGCUAUUGAUAUGAAAAAUGGAGAAUGCUCUUCAGCAAAGCCUCAGUCUCCUCACGAAUUGGCCCUGCAUUCUUUCCUACAUUCAAUAUUUUUUAUCAAUAAAGUCUUCAGCGGCUCCAUAAAGUUGGAAAAGUAG